AGCCGGUCAGGACCUUUUUGUCUUCCUACACUACACACCUCUGUAUUUCUGUUGAAGGCCCUGGCUUCCUCGUCUUAUGUCUUUUUAAACUAAAGGCACCUCGAGAGGUUUAGGUGCCAGCUGGCACAGACCGAUCAUGGGGACUUUAUAACAACUUCACUGGCUCUUAAACAUAAUAUGGUACGUGUAUAUUACAGAUGCAGGAUGCGGUGCUGUCCCAGCUCCGUGCUCCACCUGCUGCGCUGUGUGAGGUUACGGUCCAGUGCCAGGCGAGGAAGGAGUAGGCUGCCUCUGUGGAUCAGGGAGAUCUGGGCUUACAUCCGACUGCUUGUGCACUCACUCUGCUUCAGCUCCCUCACCGACUCGGACGUGGUGUUCGACUCGGUCUUUGAACCUGUGUUUUGGACCGUGGAUUAUGUCACCCGCUGGUUUGGCACGGUGUUUGUUUGUCUGGUGGUGAUACUGACGGGCUCCAUCAUGGUGAUUUCCUACGUGGUCCUGCUGCCUCUGGUCCUCUACAAGUACUCCCCUCUGUGGAUCGCUUGGCACCUUUGUUAUGGAAAUUGGAUCAUCGUCAUGAUUUCUUUCCAUUACUAUAAAGCCAUCACUACCCCUCCCGGGUAUCCCCCAACGGAGAAGAAUGACACUCCAUUUGUGUCAGUCUGCAAAAAAUGCAUCAUUCCUAAACCAGCAAGAACGCACCACUGUGGUAUCUGUAACAGGUGCAUUCUGAAAAUGGACCAUCAUUGUCCGUGGCUGAAUAACUGUGUGGGCCAUUUUAACCACCGUUACUUCUUCUCCUUCUGCCUCUCCAUGACCUUGGGCUGUAUUUACUGUAGCAUCAGUGGCAGGAACUUGUUCCUUGAAGCAUACAACGCACUGGAGCACAUUAAACAUUUGGAUAUGGAAAAACCGGGGAUACCAGUAACAGGGAUGGGACUUCUUAUAGGGCUUCUCCCCCCUGGCCAGACCAACUUUCAGACACCAGCAACCCCUUACACCUUGAAGGAUAAGAUGAUUUAUAAGAGCAUCAUCUACAUGUGGGUGCUAACCAGCACAGCGGGAGUGGCCCUGGGAGCUCUGACGUUCUGGCAUGCAGUUCUCAUAUCCAGAGGGGAGACUAGCAUAGAAAGACACACGAACAGCAAAGAAAUGAAGCGAAUGAUGAAACAGGGAAGGGUAUACAGAAGCCCGUUCAACUAUGGCAGGCUGAAUAACUGGAAAAUCUUCCUCGGUGUGGAGAGGACAAGUCACUGGGUGACACGCGUCCUCCUUCCCUCUGGACAUGCCCCGCAUGGUAAUGGGUUGACGUGGGACGCCUUCCCAGCUAGAAAGGACUUGACACCUGUAUGACAGACCCUACCCCCUUACCCUUCUGUGACCAACCCCCUCUGGUCAUUCGAUCUGGUUGACUCGAAGGACUCGUGCACUGGUGUCUUGAUGCAACUGGAGAAAUGGGGUCGUGUCGACCUCCAAUACCUCAAAGACUUGCUGUGGCAUUGCUCGUGGUACGACAGUCUGCAUUUUUCAGUGAGAAGGCAAUGUGUCAUGAAUACUUGGUUCUCUCCGGGUUUUACUCACAAACUGGUAUUACUUGACUAUGAUGGGUGUGAUGUGUUUCAAAGACACGUACUGAACGACAUAUCAAUGGACUGAAGUACCUGUAAAAUAACAUAUAUUUUUUUGAAACAGACUAUCUCUGUUUGAGAAAAAAAAAUCAUUUGACUCAGUACCUCCACCUCCCAAUGUCAUUUACACUGCCACAGUCCAAAGUUAUCAUUUGACUUUAACUGUAGUUAGUUAAUGAGUUAUUUAUCUGUAUUUUGUACCUGUUAAAUUAAUAAAUCUUAUUAAUUUGCUUUAUUUA
Molecule: messenger RNA, 1867 nt
Organism: Scophthalmus maximus (turbot)
Lineage: Eukaryota; Metazoa; Chordata; Actinopteri; Pleuronectiformes; Scophthalmidae
Gene: zdhhc16a
Product: zinc finger DHHC-type palmitoyltransferase 16a
Exons: 11
Coding region: 178-1353 (391 amino acids)
Biological process (GO): protein palmitoylation
Cellular component (GO): Golgi apparatus
Molecular function (GO): palmitoyltransferase activity
Source: RefSeq, a predicted model, not a curated record